This is a messenger RNA of Cucurbita maxima (winter squash), 623 nucleotides long. Its product is annotated as heavy metal-associated isoprenylated plant protein 39-like. NCBI's taxonomy places the organism in Eukaryota, Viridiplantae, Streptophyta, Magnoliopsida, Cucurbitales, Cucurbitaceae. Gene Ontology annotation, molecular function: metal ion binding. Bases 114 to 494 code for a protein of 126 amino acids. The record is from RefSeq and is a predicted model, not a curated record. The transcript is spliced from 3 exons.
CUUCUUUAUAAAUCAAACCCUCUUCCUACCUCUCUCCAUCCUCCAUCUUCUUCCUUCAAACACUUCUUCAUCUCCUCAUUAUCUCUCAUUCUUAAGCUUUCCCAACAACAAAAAUGGCGAAAGUGGUGCUCAAAGUGGAAAUGAGCGAUUCAAAGACAAAGAAGAAGGUUUUGAGUGCGGUUUCUGGGCUUUCAGGCAUUGUGUCGAUGGCAACCGACACGAAGGAGAACAAAAUUACCGUGAUUGGAACCACCGACCCGAUUGAGAUUGUUAAGAAAGUAAGAAAGAUUUGGCCCUCCGCUUACAUUAUCAGCGUUGGCCCAGAGAAAGAAGAACCGAAGAAAGUAGAGCCAAAGAAACAAGUUCCGCCGACACCCAAAAUCGAGCAGAUUGAUUGGGCUAAGGCUUGCAUAGCCUUACAGUCUUGCCCCACGCCUCAUUACUAUUAUUCAUGUGAAGAACAAUACAAUCCAAAUGCUUGUGUUAUCUCUUGAAUCCAAGGAUUGUUUUCGACUUUUUUUUAAAUAUUUUACGAAGAAAUAUACGAGAUUUCAUAUUCGUGAUAAAUGUGAUUGUUCUUCAGUUUUAUGUUAAUAUUCACGUGGUGGUAUGAUAUUGGUUUA